Messenger RNA from Priapulus caudatus, 312 nucleotides. RefSeq lists its product as uncharacterized. NCBI's taxonomy places the organism in Eukaryota, Metazoa, Priapulida, Priapulimorpha, Priapulimorphida, Priapulidae. The record is from RefSeq and is a predicted model, not a curated record.
GAGUAAGAUGGCUGAACUCGAUGUCAACAAAGUUUGUAUGAUCUUGCAGUUAUGAAACAGAAUGAAAAUGGACAGCACCAGUUCUGAUCGUAGUCCUUCGAGUGAGAAUGCCUCUGGUUCGUGGACUCGGUACUGGGAACAGGAGACAAGGAGUCUGUCCGGUAUAAAUAUUGGCCGGAGCAGUGAGCUGGAUGACUUGAUGGAGGAUAAGGAGAUUGCUUCGAAGGCAGUCGCAUUUGUUGUGAAGAGCACGCGCAGGGGCAUCGUGCCUCUAUGCGCUGACGUCGCCAACCUACUGCGAGAGAAACACAG